AUGCGUUCGUUCGUUACCUGCACUGUCCUGGCCUCCGUUGCCUCCAUGGUUUCCGCCAUUGGCUUCGAGUACCCCGAGGGAGUUCCCGCCCUUGAGAAGCGCCAGGAUCCCGGCACUCCCCGCUACGCCUGCCACGAGAACUGCGGCACUCUCAUCACCCUUGGCCGCACUGAGGGCUACUGCAGCACCGCCGAGUGGUCUACCCGCUACGAUGCCUGCAUGGCCUGCGCCAACGAGUUCGGCAUCUGGAUGUACUACCAGAGCGGUGUCACCAACGCCGCCAAGGCCUGCGGUCAGACCCCCAACCCUGCCCCCUCCGGCGGCGCCGUCACCUCUGCUGCUGCCCCGGUCACCACCAGCGCUCCCGCUGCGGCCUCCUCCUCUGCGCCCGCCGCCGAGCAGCCCGCUAGCUCUUCCGCCGCCGCUCCCCCCGCCAACGAGCAGUCCUCCUCCGCUGCCGCCGCCGCUAGCAGCACCGGCGCCGCUGCCCCUGCCACCACCCUCACCACUGCCGCUAGCUCCGGCUCUUCCGGCGCCGCCGCCACCACCUCCGCCGCCGGUACUGGCUCUUCUGCCGCCACCGCUACCCGCGUCACCUCCAUCGGUACCUCCGUCGUCAUUCCUUCCGGAUCCCCCACCCCCAGCAUCGUCUUCGCCGGUGCUUCCAAGAACACCGGCGUCCUCGGCGCCGUCGGUGUCGUUGGUCUGGUCCUUGCCGCUCUCUAA
This is a messenger RNA of Colletotrichum truncatum, 726 nucleotides long. RefSeq lists its product as uncharacterized. The record is from RefSeq and is a predicted model, not a curated record. NCBI's taxonomy places the organism in Eukaryota, Fungi, Ascomycota, Sordariomycetes, Glomerellales, Glomerellaceae.